CGUUGCUUAUCUUUAAAACUCACUACGGGCCUUCUUCUAUGUCUGCCGAGGCCAUCGGCCCCCAUUCUUGCAUCAUGGUUCUCUUCAUUUAAAAAAUGUUCUGCCACUGGAACCGAAAGCACAGAUCAUUUGGAUAUUCAGACGCAGAGGUUACCUAAAAAUAAUUUCAAGAAAUGCAUCAAUUAUGAUGAACAUAACGAUAAUAGUAACUGCGAUGAUAGUAAUGUGCCUAUUGCCCAAGCUCCUGAUCGGCCACGAUUGCCUGCUUAUCAAGUAUACCUAAUCAGAGCAAGUCGUCUUUUGGCGCGUGAAAUGAGACAGCGCAGUCGUCUUUCAUUUAUUGCAGCUGCCAGCCUACCCUCAGCUGAUUCGGAGCAAACAGAUGCUUCUAAGCAAAGUCUAUUACAUAGCAGAGCUUUUCUAAGUCGGGAGAAGUCGAAGCGGGCUAAAGACAGGCGAAGCAGAGCUCAGGUAUAUUGA
Molecule: messenger RNA, 480 nt
Organism: Protopolystoma xenopodis
Lineage: Eukaryota; Metazoa; Platyhelminthes; Monogenea; Polystomatidea; Polystomatidae
Source: the annotation of a GenBank genome assembly